Messenger RNA from Glycine soja, 1774 nucleotides. RefSeq names its product pentatricopeptide repeat-containing protein At1g77360, mitochondrial-like. Bases 95 to 1465 code for a protein of 456 amino acids. The record is from RefSeq and is a predicted model, not a curated record. The transcript has 2 exons. Gene Ontology annotation, molecular function: protein binding. NCBI's taxonomy places the organism in Eukaryota, Viridiplantae, Streptophyta, Magnoliopsida, Fabales, Fabaceae.
UCUGGAACAUAAUUCGUUCCUGGGAGUCUCUCUGUCUUCUACUUGUUUGUUAGGGUUCCUUUUCCCGUUUCGUGUCGUUUCGUUUUUGUUUGCAAUGGAAGAAAGCCCUCGUGGUCGCAGAAAGCGAGCACACCCUUCUUCUCCUUCUCCUCCUUCGCCAAUCUCCAAGAAGCCCCAAACCUUCCCUUCGUUCCAAGACAUCCCCAAUCUCCCUUCUAACAUCAAAUCCCUCUGCCACCUCAUCGCCACCACCUCCGCCGCCACCGUCGAGCACUCCCUCCAAUCCGCCGCCAUCUCCGUCAUCCCUCACGACGUCGAAGAAGUCCUCAAACUCUCCUACGGCUGCCAAUCCGUCAAAUUCUUCCGCUGGAGCGGCCGCCACCUCAACGACAACCACACGCCCUAUUCCUGGAACCUCGUUGUCGAUAUCCUCGGCAGAAACCGCUUCUUCGACCCCAUGUGGGACGCCGUUAAGUCAAUGAACAAAGAAGGGUUACUCUCGCUCGCCACAUUCGCCUCCGUCUUCAGCAGCUAUGUUGCCGCUGACAGAAUCCGUGAAGCAAUUAUGGCGUUUGAGAUUAUGGACAAUUACGGUUGUGUUGCUAAGAAAUUCGUCCGACCGGAUACGGAUACUUACGCGAUUUUAAUGGAGGGGUGGGAAGGGGAGAAGAGUAUGGUUAGUGCUAAGGAGACAUUUGCUGAGAUGGUGAUUGAGAUUGGAUGGGAUCCUGCGAAUGUGCCGGCUUAUGAUUCGUUCUUGUGUACACUUGUUAGAGGGCAUGAUGGAUUGCUUGAGGCUAUUAAGUUUGUUGAUUCCAUGAGGGAUAGGAGGUGUUACCCCGGUGUGAGGUUUCUGAAGGCUGCAUUGGAUGAGUGUGUUAAGUGCCAUGAUGUUAGGACAGCUGAGUUUUUCUGGGAGGUGUUGGUGGUUGGGAAGGUGUUGCAGCCCACCUCUGAGAUGUACAAUUUGAUGAUCGGUUUGUGUUGCUAUCGCGGUGACACCGAUGCUGCAAGGAGGAUGCUCCAUGAGAUGGUUUACCAAGGGGCUUUUCCUGAUGUGGUGACUUAUAACUUGUUGUUUAAGUUCUUGCUCAAGGGGAGGAAACUGAGGGAGGCUUCGUCGGUGUUUGCGGAGAUGGUGCAGAAUGAGUGUGUGCCGGAGCAGGAUAACUGUGAUUUGGCAGUUAAGGUGUAUGUGGAUUGCGGGGAGCCUGUUAUGGCGAUCAAGGUUUGGAAGUGUUUGGUGGAGAAUUAUAAGAAGGGUUUGGAGCAGACCGCGAAUUUUCUGGUUGUGGGGCUUUGCAAUUUGAACAGGCCACAGGUGGCGGUUAAGUAUGCCGAGGAUAUGAUUGGCAGGGGAAUCAGUUUGUCCUCUUCCACAUUGUCGAAGCUGAGACAAAGCCUUGUCAAGGAGAGAAGAGAAUAUGUGUAUGAGGAUCUUUUGAGAAAGUGGAAAUCUCACUAGGUAGUUUGGAUUUUUUUUGCUAAAACUGUGUAACUUAAUAUUAGUGCCGAAUUUGAAUGUUUUGCUUUUGUCUGAUAGAGAGGGGAAGAAUUUUGAAGUGGUUAUUAUUAUCUAAAAGAUGAUACUUUGGUUCUGCAUUGGGAUAAAUAGGCUCCAGCAUGUGUUAUCUUUGUAUAUAGUUACUGCAAAAGAUCCUACUAGAAUUGCUUUAGAAGGUUAAAGGUAGAGGAAGUUUAUAUAGGUUUUUGUAUCAGACUUAUAUUAUAAAAAAUAAAAAAAAGCUUUAUCUAUUUACCUAUCUUAAUCUGA